AUGAAGGUUGAAGCUUUCAAAUAAAAUGAAUUAAGAGAAAGCACUCACAGAUCACAGGUUGAAAAUGAUCCAUAGCUACCCUAUAGUUAGAUGCUUUAAGGUCCCAUAAUGGGAAACUAGUUCAGUAAUAAUAAGCUUAUGAGAAUAGGUCUUGUAAAGCAAGAAUCACUUAAUUCGGAAUACUUGGAUUCCUAAAUGAAUAAUAGUAAUAGUGACAGAGUAUCUAAUAGGAAUGGGCAGCAGAGAAUUAUUGAAGACUAUUCUCUCAAGCAGUACUAACUUGAUCAGAUCUUUAACUGA
Stylonychia lemnae is the source of this 300-nucleotide messenger RNA. NCBI's taxonomy places the organism in Eukaryota, Ciliophora, Spirotrichea, Sporadotrichida, Oxytrichidae. The record is from the annotation of a GenBank genome assembly.